AAUAAAAAUUAAAUUACUAAAGGGGAAAAAUAAAAAACCCUAGAGUUCUGUUUCCUCUCUGGGAAAGUACCACCACUCUGACAAGUCUACGGCCGAGAUUUUUCAGCGUGCUCCCCCCAAUCUCCAUUUCGAAGUCUCUUCAGAUUCUCCGAUUGACUGUAAUCGAUUGAUGGCGGAGGCGUCGGGGUCGGGGUCGGCGGCGGCGGUUGAUAGGAACGGCGGCGAUCGGAGCGAGACGAGCGAUUACACUUCCGAGGACGAGGGGACUGAGGACUACAGACGCGGCGGCUACCACGCGGUGCGGAUCGGUGAUACCUUCAAACACGGGAGAUAUGUUGUUCAGAGCAAGCUUGGAUGGGGCCACUUCUCCACCGUCUGGCUAGCUUGGGACACACUGAAAUCAAUGUACGUAGCUUUGAAAGUUCAGAAGAGCGCACAACACUAUACCGAAGCAGCAAUGGAUGAGAUCACCAUUUUAAAGCAGAUUGCCGAGGGAGAUCCUGAAGAUAAUAAAUGUGUGGUGAAGCUUUUGGAUAACUUCAAGCAUUCGGGUCCAAAUGGACAACAUGUCUGCAUGGUGUUCGAAUACUUGGGAGACAAUCUAUUGACUUUAGUCAAGUAUUCGGACUACAAAGGCAUACCCAUUCACAUGGUUAAAGAAAUAUGUUUCCACAUUUUAGUGGGGUUGGAUUAUCUGCACCGUCAACUGUCAAUCAUACACACGGAUUUAAAGCCAGAAAACGUACUACUUAUGUCAAUGAUAGAUCCUGCUAAAGAUCCGAGAAGAUCAGGUGCACCCCUUAUACUCCCAUCCAGUAAAAGCAAGAUUGUUUCCGAUUCCGAAACAUCUAAAGAUGCUGGUAAGGGUUCGUAUGGUGAUAUGACCAAGAACCAAAAAAAGAAAAUUCGUAAAAAGGCUAAGCGAGUGGCUCGGAAGAUUGUUGGUAAAGAUGAGGCUGAGUGUGAUGACGAGGCCAGUGGACCGGAAGAUUCUCACAGGGAUGCUAAGCCGAACGGAGAGUCAACUGAAGCAGUAAAUGGUUCAUGUGAUGGAACGAAGGGGCACAAGAGAGGAAGCAAGUCGGCUAGGCAGAAGCUCUUGGCUGAGGUUGAACUGAAAUGCAAAUUAGUGGAUUUUGGAAAUGCGUGUUGGACGUAUAAACAGUUUACUAGUGAUAUACAAACGAGGCAGUAUAGGUGCCCCGAGGUUCUUUUAGGAUCGAAGUACUCCACAUCGGCAGAUAUGUGGUCGUUUGCUUGCAUUUGCUUUGAGCUGGCUACGGGCGACGUUCUUUUUGAUCCACAUAGUGGCGACAACUAUGACCGUGAUGAGGAUCAUUUGGCGCUGAUGAUGGAGCUUCUUGGAAUGAUGCCUCGCAAGAUUGCCUUGGGUGGCCGUUAUUCGCGCGAAUUCUUCAAUAGAUUCGGAGAUCUGAGGCAUAUAAGAAGAUUAAGAUUCUGGCCUCUGACUAAAGUUCUUGCAGAAAAAUACGAGAUACCCGAGCACGACGCAACCGAGAUGGCAGAUUUCCUUAUCCAGAUUCUUGAUUUUGUACCCGAUAGAAGGCUGACAGCAGCACAGUGUCUUAAUCAUCCGUGGAUAAGCGGAGUCCCUCGCCAGGUGUCGUCGCCUUCUCGUCAACUCAAGGCCGUUGAAAAUGGUGGGCCCGGAGAGAAAACAGAGAAGGACGAGAGGGAGGCUAUGGAAGCCAGAGUCGGCAGCAUAGUCAUCGAUGGUGCAACAAAACCUGGAAACGAAAUUAAACCUGUGGUGGCUAGCCCCGUAAAACAAUGAUGGGAUUUUUGUAUGGUGGUAUUUACUGUUACCGGUUGGUUUUUGUUUGGACUGAAAUUGUAUGGUAUUUUUCAUGGAUCUUCAUGUAACAGACAAAUUCUUUGUUCCCCUCUAAUUAGAUAUGAGGAUGUUUUUUUUCUUUGUUCAAUUCUUUGUGGUUAUUAAUGGUUUGUGACAUACAGUUAUAAUACACGAUUGCACU
Molecule: messenger RNA, 1997 nt
Organism: Erythranthe guttata (spotted monkey flower)
Lineage: Eukaryota; Viridiplantae; Streptophyta; Magnoliopsida; Lamiales; Phrymaceae
Biological process (GO): peptidyl-serine phosphorylation; regulation of mRNA processing; spliceosomal complex assembly
Molecular function (GO): ATP binding; protein serine/threonine kinase activity
Source: RefSeq, a predicted model, not a curated record